Asparagus officinalis (garden asparagus) is the source of this 2686-nucleotide messenger RNA. Its product is annotated as probable E3 ubiquitin-protein ligase ARI8. The transcript has a single exon. Gene Ontology annotation, biological process: positive regulation of proteasomal ubiquitin-dependent protein catabolic process; protein polyubiquitination; ubiquitin-dependent protein catabolic process. NCBI's taxonomy places the organism in Eukaryota, Viridiplantae, Streptophyta, Magnoliopsida, Asparagales, Asparagaceae. Gene Ontology annotation, molecular function: ubiquitin conjugating enzyme binding; ubiquitin protein ligase activity; zinc ion binding. Bases 137 to 1780 code for a protein of 547 amino acids. Gene Ontology annotation, cellular component: ubiquitin ligase complex; cytoplasm. The record is from RefSeq and is a predicted model, not a curated record.
CCUCCACAUCAAAUCUAAACGCCAAACCAGAAAGCAGAAACAACCCUCAGCGAUCUUCGUCAAACAAGAAAGAAUAUAUAAUAAGACCUUGCUCCCCACGGCCCUACGUUUUUUUCGUGAUAGCGGUUUGAAGAGCAUGGAUUACUCCGACGAAGAAGAUGGAUACAGCGAUGAUGGUGAUAUGGGAUCAGAGGGCUACUACAAUGAUGACUAUGAUGGUGACAGCGAUGAUGGCAGCUUCGCGGAGGAAGACCCCGGUGAUCGAUUGAUUCCUCGCGAGCAAAACUACAAGAUCUUGAGCGAGGAUGACAUACAAAGACUCGAGCAGGAAGACGUAAGGAAACUCUCACAUACUCUCUGUAUCUCAUCUGGUGAUUCUUGUGUUCUUCUUGUGCGCAACAAUUGGGACGCCAACAAGGUGCACGACGAGUGGUUCGCGGACGAAGAGAAGGUUCGGAAAUCUGCUGGUUUGUUGUUGCAGAACCCGGUCGGGAUUGUGGACAUCGCAGAGAAGGAAGUGAACUGCCCGAUAUGUUUCGAAAUGUGGCCCGUGGGGGAGAUGAUUAACGCAGCUUCUUGCCGCCAUCGCCACUGUGUUGGGUGCUGGAGAAGUUACAUUAGCACAUCCAUUAACAGCGACGGCCCAGGUUGUCUCGACCUGCGAUGCCCCGAUCCGUCUUGCAAAGCCGCUGUCAGUAAAGACGUGGUCGACGCUUUGGUGUCGCAAGAGGAUAGAGAAAAGUAUUCCCGCUUUCUUGUUAGAUCUUACAUCGAAGGCAAUAAGAAGGCGAAGUGGUGCCCCGGCCCGGGCUGUGACUUUGCAGUUAUUUUCCAUGGUGGCGGAGGAAGCAGCAGAAGCGCGGACUCCGAGGUUAGUUGCAGAUGUGGGCAUGCUUUCUGCUGGAAUUGUGGGGAAGAUGCUCACAGGCCGGUGCCUUGUGAAACCGUGGCAGAGUGGGUAUUGAAGAACAGCUCAGAAUCCGAAAACACAAACUGGAUAUUAGCCAACUCCAAGCCUUGCCCUAAGUGCAGACGCGCCAUCGAGAAAAACCAAGGAUGUAUGCAUAUGACAUGCACACCCCCCUGCAACUUCCAAUUUUGCUGGUUAUGUCUUGGAGGCUGGUCAGAGCACCAAGGCCAAAGUUUUUAUGAUUGCAACAAGUACGUAGAAGCCAAGGAAAGUGGCGCCUACAGCGAGGAAGAGUCAAUAAGGGAAAGGGCUAAAAACUCUAUAGAGCGGUACACCCACUACUACGAGCGUUGGGCAACAAAUAAAUCAUCGACCAAAAAGGCAAUUGCAGAUCUGCAGAGUAUGCAUAAAAAGGUUGACAAGCUCCGCGACAAGGUAAGCAUGUCCCAUGGAGAGCUCAACUUUGUGAUUGAAGCCUGGGAACAGGUAGUGGAGUGCAGGAGAGUUCUUACAUGGUCUUAUGCCUACGGAUAUUACCUUGACCCCGAAGGGAAGGCCAAGAAAGAGUUGUUCGAGUACCUGCAAGGCGAGGCCGAAGCUGGUUUAGAACGGCUGCACCAAUCAGCUGAGACGGAUCUGCAAGCUUACAUGGCUGAUAAUGUUGAUGAAAUUGUCGGUGAAGAUUUGAAGAAGUUCCUUGAUUUCCGUGAGAAACUCGCUAGGCUGACCAGUGUGACACGCAACUAUUUUGAGAAUCUUGUUGGGGCUCUGGAGAUUGGGUUGAAGGAAGUGGACAGCACCGUUUCAUCACAGUUAAACAAGAAAGAAGAGGAAAUCAUCGAGACUUCUGUAGACUAUGAUGAUGAGUAAUGGAGCUGUAGCAGCCGCACUCGUUCCAAUUCUGGGCAAUUUGAUGAGCGCCAGGCGGGCUGAUAGCGUACAACUAACGCACUACAGUGUUUUAGGUGGGAGACACCGGCCCGCGGCCUGGGACAUGUUCGAUAUCUUCUUUGGUUUAUAUUCAUCGUACUUGAUCAGUAGCGUCUGUGUUAGCUACAACGUUCGCUGCAAUUUUAUUUUCUUUUACCUUUUUCUUCCCCCACUCCUUUUAAAUUGUAAGCGGUAGCCAAUCUAUACAUACACCUCUCAGCUUUACUGAAACCACCUUCCAGGUUAUGUUUUCCCACUCUUGUUGUCUGGACGUUAAGAGUUUUGUCCCGCUGCAGGUUGAAAUUUGGAUAAAAGUAUGUAUCACUCAUCGAUAAUAUCUCAGCCAUUUGCGUCAAACUAGGUGUUUCUGCAAUUUGCCAUCUCUAUCUUAUAGACAUCAUAUUUGGUUGACAUUGUCAAACCCAUGAUAGUUGAAGUUAUGAAAGACAAGCAAGCGACUCACUCAUAUUUGAAAUUUUUUAAUGUUCAAAGAGUCUAUUUGCAACUGAAAUGAUCUAUUCCUUCCAUCCCCUUUCCCUCUCUCGCUUUCUCCUCAUCCCUCUCUCUUUCUUCCUCUCUCUUUUCAGUUUCUCCUCCCCUCUUGCGCAUCAUCAACUCUCUCUUUCCCCUUAUUCAAACACCAUCUUCCUUUGCUGUGUCGACACCCAAACCCAGAUUGCAAACUCCUCCCUCUUAUGCUUAGAAGGUUCUUCUCCACGAAUGCCCGCUGAGAUCUCUACAGGGUAGCAAACUGUUAUUUGGGCUGAUGAGAUCAUGAGGCGAUUUUUGGAGGAAAAAGAUGGAAAACGGUGAAUCUCAUAUGAACGUUGAGCCCGUUUAAAGUGG